UGAAAGAGGGGCGUGUCGGUGCUCGUAGAACGACGGCCGCGCGGCUGGAACCCGCUGGAAGAGAUACAGGCUACUUCUGAGCAGCAGCAGCAGCUGGUGGAGAAAUGGAGAUACAGUCCUAUUAUGCCAAGCUCUUGGGAGAGUUGAAUGAACAGCGGAAGAGGGACUUUUUCUGUGACUGCAGCAUCAUUGUGGAAGGGCGGAUCUUCAAGGCCCACAGGAACAUUUUGUUUGCCAAUAGUGGCUACUUCCGAGCCCUGCUCAUUCACUAUAUCCAGGACAGUGGGCGGCACAGCACCGCCUCUUUGGAUAUUGUCACCUCUGAUGCCUUCUCCACCAUCUUAGAUUUCCUCUAUUCUGGGAAGUUGGAUUUGUGUGGGGAAAACGUGAUUGAAGUCAUGUCAGCCGCCAGCUACCUGCAGAUGAAUGAUGUGGUGAACUUCUGCAAGACAUACAUCAGGUCAUCCCUCGAUAUCUGCCGAAAGAUGGAGAAGGAGGUGGCAGCGGCGGCGGCUGCGGCUCAUCAGGUAGAGAGUGGAAGCCCCGGUGCAGGCAGGGAAGGAACCUCCUGUGACACCAAGAGCUUGGUCUCCUGUCUAGCAGAGGGAGAAGAGAGUGUGGACCGUCCAAGAGAGUCCCCUUGUGGUGGCUGCAGAGGCUGCCACCCCCUGGAAAUGGUGGUGAAAGACAGCCAGGGCAGUGGCUCAUCCGACAGUGACCUCUCCAGCCUGCCCAAACAGAUAGAGCCCAAGGUGGAGUUCGACGCCGAUGAAGUGGAGGUGGAGGUUGGUGAACAGCUGCAGCACUAUGCUGCCCCGCUCAGCCUGACCCACACGGACGAGGGUUUGCCCAGUGGCCAGGCCAUCGAUUUGGCUUACGGUAACUUCCACGUGAAGCAGUUCCUGGAGGCUCUCCUGCGCAACAGUGCUGUCCAGGGCAAAGAUGAUGCAGACCAUCCUUUUUCUCGGAGUUUGGAGGGAAGACCCGAUGGUGCAGGAGGAGCCAUGAGUUCCGUGAUGGGUGUCCAGACUGCCUGGUAUGGAGAGGACUCAGGUGAUGUGCUGGUGGUCCCCAUCAAGCUUCACAAGUGUCCUUUCUGCCCUUACACCGCCAAACAGAAGGGCAUCCUUAAGCGGCACAUCCGCUCACACACGGGCGAGCGGCCCUACCCCUGUGAGACCUGUGGCAAGAGGUUCACUCGCCAGGAGCACCUGCGGAGUCACGCGCUGAGCGUGCACAGAUCCAACCGUCCGAUCAUCUGCAAGGGCUGCAGAAGAACCUUCACCAGUCACCUGUCACAGGGGCUGCGGCGCUUUGGGCUGUGUGACAGCUGCACUUGCGUUACAGACGCACAUGAUGAUGAGGACUAUCUGGUGCCCAUCAACCUUAGCCUGGUGGAGGUUUCAUCCGAAAGCCAAGAGAAGAGUGACACAGACAAUGACUGGCCCAUCUAUGUGGAGUCUGGUGAGGAAAACGACCCCACCGGAGAUGAUUCCUAUGACAGACUGCCAACUCGGCCCACCUUAUCAGAUGCAGAGACGCUUACAUAGCAACAAAUUGGCGUGCAAGAGGUUUUAGAAUUUAUUAUUGCUCAUUCUGUGGUUGAAAGCCACCAUUUGUCCAAUUUUGUGGAAUGCUGAGAGAAACAUGUUUUCACUGUUAAUGCAUUG
Molecule: messenger RNA, 1670 nt
Organism: Manis pentadactyla (Chinese pangolin)
Lineage: Eukaryota; Metazoa; Chordata; Mammalia; Pholidota; Manidae
Gene: ZBTB8B
Product: zinc finger and BTB domain containing 8B
Exons: 4
Coding region: 105-1550 (481 amino acids)
Biological process (GO): regulation of transcription by RNA polymerase II
Molecular function (GO): protein binding; DNA-binding transcription factor activity, RNA polymerase II-specific; RNA polymerase II cis-regulatory region sequence-specific DNA binding
Source: RefSeq, a predicted model, not a curated record